CGAGACUGCUGGGUCACACUGGCCAUCUUUGGAAGGCUACCUGACCGUGAUUGAGAAACCAUGCUUGGCAGUCCCUGCGUCUCGGUCCUCGGCCCAGACCCAACUCACCACGCCGGUGCCGGGGCUAGGACUCAUGUCCUCAACGGCAAUGCUUUCCAGCAAGAUGCCAUCGUCACCUUUGCAGGCUGGCAGUAUGUCUGUUUCUACAGUCCUCUCGCUUCAGAAAAUACCCCCUCUACGCUAGAGCCCGUCUAUGUACACCUCGCUCGGCGCAAACUCCCCGCCGGGCCAUGGCAGACGCUCGUCUUCGAUGACUAUCCGCAGACAACCGAUGAUGGCCACAACACUGUCCAAAUCGGCAUCUGUCCUGGCGACGGCACGAUUCACCUCUCUUACGAUCAUCAUUGCGACCGGCUGCGAUAUCGACACUCGGUGCCCAAACUUGCCCUAACCCCCGAGGCCUUCCAAUGGACGGCCCUGGAAUUCACUCCCACCCUGGCAACCCUGCCGGGCUUGCCAAAGGAGGACCCUGAAAUCGAUGCACUGCUUGGCUACGUCACAUACCCUCGCUUUGGCCUCCUGGGAACCUCAAAACUCUGGUUCUCGUUCCGCACGGGGAAGGCCGGUCUUGGAGACGACCACCUCGCAAUUUAUGAUCCGGCAUCAGCAACGUACAGCAGGCCAGUCACGCAUCUCAAGGGUGUAGACAGCAAUCCAUAUAUCCACGGACUCGACUAUCGCCCACAUAGAGACUCUUCGGCGCAAAGAGCCCAAGGGGCACUGCAUACGACCUGGGUAUACCGUGGCUUCGUCUGGUACCCUGGCUGGGACGACCCCGAAGAUACCAAGCACAAAGCGCAGGCAGGUCCCAACUCGGGCGAGAACAACCAUGAUCUAUGUUUUGCCUACUCGGAAGACGAAGGCAGCACGUGGCGGAACGGUGCUGGAGACAUGAUUGCGGACAAGGGAAAGAGCAUUGAGCCGACGGCGCCAGGGGUUCGGGCAUUCAAGAUUCCCAAGAACAGCGGCCUGGCCAACCAGGAGAGUCAGGCCGUCGACCACGAAGGAGGCGUGCAUGUGCUGAAUAGAGACUCCUUGCCCGUCGAUGGCGAUGGGAUCGAAGAAAACCCGGAGAACCAGAUCAGGUGGAAGCACUACUAUCGCAGUCCCAAAGGCGUCUGGACACAAACGGCUCUACCCGGCGUCCGUACCGGUUACGGCGGUAAGCGAGGCCAAGUGGCCGUCAGCAAACACGGCGACCUGUACUUUGUUCUUCCCGAAGCCCUUGCGGCACCACCACCAUCCGCAGACUCGGCGCCACACCCCCAACAGCAGCUCACAAUCCUCAAAGCCACCAAGACGUCAGCAUACACGGACUACCAGCUCGUCUGGCGUGGUGGCAGCGACUCCGGUCUAGAGACGAAAGCAGCAGGCACGGCCGCUCUUUCACUUACAGCAGAUGCAGCAGUGUCAUCGUCGAUGCUGCGCUUCCCACCAACGGAACCACUGAUCGACAAAGCGCGCCUCGACCACGAUGAAGUCCUGUCCGUGUUUGUCCGGGCUUAUAGUCCGACUGCCGCUACUUCAGACGACAGCGGGGCGGGCAGUGGCAGCCGAGAACCGAAGGAGCGAGAAGGCAGGGUAGAUGUUGUCGUGCUAGACUUUGAAAUUGUAGAGUUGUAAAAGACGUGGACGAUGAGAGAUCUGUUCCUUCAAAAACACGGGCUGCACCGUCGAUUUGCGAUGCUAUGUUCAAACAACAUUGAUUCCGCUUAGUGAUAUGCGACACGGUGU
Microdochium trichocladiopsis is the source of this 1794-nucleotide messenger RNA. RefSeq lists its product as uncharacterized. The transcript is spliced from 4 exons. The record is from RefSeq and is a predicted model, not a curated record. The coding region runs from base 61 to 1683 and encodes 540 amino acids. NCBI's taxonomy places the organism in Eukaryota, Fungi, Ascomycota, Sordariomycetes, Xylariales, Microdochiaceae.